Canis lupus familiaris (dog) is the source of this 1334-nucleotide messenger RNA. RefSeq names its product olfactory receptor family 6 subfamily S member 1 (gene OR6S1). The record is from RefSeq and is a predicted model, not a curated record. Lineage: Eukaryota; Metazoa; Chordata; Mammalia; Carnivora; Canidae. Gene Ontology annotation, biological process: G protein-coupled receptor signaling pathway. The coding region runs from base 62 to 1057 and encodes 331 amino acids. Gene Ontology annotation, molecular function: olfactory receptor activity; G protein-coupled receptor activity. The transcript has a single exon. Gene Ontology annotation, cellular component: membrane.
UUCUGGAGAAGAUGCAUCCCCCCCAGCACAUGUUGGUGCUGUCGCGCAGGUGAGAAAGAGAAUGGCUCCUGGCGAGAACCAGAGCAGCGGUGUGACCGAGUUCAUCUUGGCAGGCUUCCCAAAUCUCAACAACACAAAAGCAGAAGUGUUCUCUGUCUUCCUUCUUGUCUACCUGCUGACUCUAACAGGCAACGUGCUGAUUGUUGGGGUGGUGGGAGCGGAUGCUCGCCUGCAGACCCCCAUGUACUUCUUCCUGGGCAACCUGUCCUGCCUCGAGAUCUUGCUCACUUCCGUCAUCAUUCCCAAGAUGCUGAGCAAUUUCCUUUCCAGGCAACACACCAUCUCCUUUGCUGCAUGCAUUACUCAAUUCUAUUUCUACUUCUUUCUUGGGGCCUCUGAGUUCCUGCUGUUGGCCGUCAUGUCUGUGGAUCGCUACCUGGCCAUCUGUCACCCUCUGCACUAUCCCUUGCUCAUGAAUGGUGCUGUGUGCUCUCGGGUGGCCUUGGCCUGCUGGAUGGGGGGACUUGUCCCUGUGCUUGGCCCCACGGUGGCUGUGGCCUUACUUCCCUUCUGUGAACAGCACACUGUGGUGCAGCAUUUCUUCUGUGACAGUGGCCCUCUGCUCCGCCUGGCAUGCACCAACACCAAGAAGCUGGAGGAAACAGACUUCGUGCUGGCCUCUCUGGUCAUCAUAUCCUCGCUGAUGAUUACUGCUGUGUCCUAUGGCCACAUAGCUCUGGCUGUCCUGCGCAUUCCCUCUGUUUCCGGCCGUCAGAAGGCCUUCUCUACCUGUACCUCUCACUUGAUGGUGGUGACCCUCUUCUAUGGAAGUGCCAUUUUUCUCUAUGUGCGACCAUCACAGAGUGGCUCUGUGAAUACCAACUGGGCAGUGACAGUGGUAACAACGUUUGUGACACCGCUGCUGAAUCCAUUCAUCUAUGCCUUACGCAAUGAGCGAGUCAAGGAAGCUUUGAAGGAUAUGUUCAGGAAGAUGGGAGUAGGCUUUUGGGGGAAUCUUCUACUCACUAAGAAUUUCAGUAAGAAGACAGUGAAGUGAAAGUGAAGGGAGUGUAAUAACCAGUUGUGAGUCCAAGUCUUCUCUGUUUUCACUCUCUUUCCUAUGGUUGUCAUGGACAUCACCAAAUGACCAAAUUCUGGAACCAUGAAAGAACCCCAAAGUCAUCAAGCCUGCCCUUCUUUUUCAAGCAAAAUUCCUUGAUUCUAUCUUAUAAAUAAAUCCAUUUAUUAUUGAUAUACAUAAUCAAUUACAUCAUAAAACCCUCCAACCUGUGAGAUCUUAACCUAAGGGUCCAUGGUUACCAGGGAAUCUAAGG